GUUGCACUUAAGAUACACGACGGAGUGAUUUUUAGAAAAAGAAAACACGAGAAUAAAAAUCCACCUAAGUUUCCAACUUUCUGUCUUUAUAAGAUUCGUGAUAGUGGUGUGGGGACAAAUUUCUUGCAUUUUGUAAAGAUCAGGAUGUGGGGCUCACGGCGGGUGUGACCGGUCAACAGGGGGUGCUUACUCCUCCUGGGCACCUGAUCCCACCUCUGGUGUGUCCGGGGGUCCGUGUUUGCCCAGCUAUUUAUUUUGUAUUGCUUGUGGGAGUUAUGAGAUUGAUCACUGUUCGUUGUCUUCACCUUGCAUCUAUAAAUCCAGAAUGAACGAUGCAGAAUUCACGAUGGUGGACAUAACCAGAUUUUAUUUCUUUCAAUCAUUGUGUCUGCUUGGGAUGAUUUGGAACAUUGAUCAAGGACGAGUAGAGGCUGUGGACUUUGACCACUUCAUAUUGGUGUUUCAGUGGCCUGUGACAUUUUGUGAAAAUAAAUUGUGCAGAAAACCACUGCCGGGUUAUUGGACCAUCCAUGGAUUUUGGCCCUCUAAAUCAGAUGGUUCUCCCGUUGACAACUGCUCCAACAUUCCUUUUAAGGAAAAACUAAUACCACUGGAAACUAGAAACCACAUGAACAGAGUUUGGCCAGAUCUUCUGAGCAGGACAGGAAACUCCUCAAAAUUUUGGGCGCAGCAGUGGAAGAAACACGGAACAUGCGCUAACGUGUCCGGCACAAGGACGGUGGCGGAAUAUUUCAAUACGACCAUUCAGCUGGCCAGUAACUACAAUAUUUCUCAUAUACUGCAGAAUAGUCAAAUAAACCCAGGGAAAUCAUUUCAGAUGCAGGAAAUAGAAGAUGCAAUCGAAAACGGAACAAGCCACCUUCCCUACAUAAAAAUGUGGAAGAAAAGGACCCUCUGGUUGUGGGAGAUCCGAACUUGCUUUAAUAAGACCUUCCACGGAAUUGACUGUCACAAGAAAAAUAUUUACCACGGAAACGUGCUGUACCCACGUCAUCACACAUCCGGACGUAGCAACGUGAUGCCCCCAAAUGGACAAAGGCGGUCAUCAGUCCCACUCGUUUCACUGCUCUCCGUUAUCAUCACCAUUCCUAUAUUUUUUACUUAAAUUUGGAGAAGAUAUAUAUAAUUAUUGUGGUGAUAAAAUCAAUAAACUGCAGGAAAAAGUUUGGAAGGUAAAACUUUCCAAACAAAUGGGAGAAGGUUUUCAAAGGGAUAAAUCAGUACAAUACAUCUUUUGACUUUAUUUUAGCCAUGCACUGCCUAGAUAGCUUUUAAUCAACGUGUUUUGUCUCUUUGUCUGUUAUCAUCGCUGUUUUCUAUGUUCGACUUCUCCAGGAUAAUUGGACCAGAAAAGGACAUGAAAGGAGAAGAUAACGAACAGUGAUCAAUCUCAUAACUCCAACAAGCAAUACAAAACAGGGAGUCGGACAAACAUGAACCCCUGGAUAUACCAGAGGUGGAAUCGGGUGCCUAGGAGGAGUAAAUAUUCCCUGUCGACCGGUCACACACGCUGUGAACCCUAUGUUUUGCCCAAUCGAAUGUUGGGUCGCACCAUUGCAAGGACAAAUAAUUAGAUAAUACCGCACAUCAGGUCUUUUGGUAAAUUUUCCUCAUCCACCAAAAAGUCAACAUUUCCUCUGCGUCUAUUUACUGGAUAUAUGCGGUAGUGAAAAUUUAACAAAUGUUCGUAAACAGGAGAUGCUUACCUCCUCCUAGGCACCUGACCCCAUCCGUGGUGUGUCCAGAGGUUCGUGUCUAGCAGGAAUAAGCAUCCCCUGUUGACCGGUCACAUCCGCUGUGAGCUCUAUAUCUUGAUCAGGUAAACGGCGUUAUCUAUAGUCGUAUCAUUAAUUGACUCUAACUUGAAAUACUGUUGUGAUUGUGGGAGAAACAGUUACAGAAGUAUACACACGCUAUCUCUGAAGUUCCACUUUUAUCUAAGUAUUUUUUUGUUGUUCAUAUUUUGUAUUUUUACACUGCACCUUUCAUAUUGUUUCCAAAAUCACCAAAUGUCAAUGAAUGUUGUAGGAGUCAUGAACUUUGAUACAGACACUGUUGUGCCCGUUCCAAAAAUGUUUCUCCCGUUUUUGUUCAUCUGUGUUUCUAUUUUUGUCAUCUGCCAUUAGACGAUAUAUACAACGAUGUUUCGAAAUGUUAUAAAACUAAUAAAACUGUGUAAUGUU
Ostrea edulis (European flat oyster) is the source of this 2204-nucleotide messenger RNA. Its product is annotated as ribonuclease Oy-like. Gene Ontology annotation, molecular function: RNA binding; ribonuclease T2 activity. Lineage: Eukaryota; Metazoa; Mollusca; Bivalvia; Ostreida; Ostreidae. The record is from RefSeq and is a predicted model, not a curated record. Bases 326 to 1126 code for a protein of 266 amino acids. The transcript is spliced from 11 exons.